CGGACCCCUCCCCGCCAACGCGUGGGAUUUUGUUUACUUUGGAAAAUCAAUGUUCUGGGCAUCAGCCUCUUCCCCGCUGUCGCAAUCCAACGCAGACACAAGAACGGGCCGCAGCUAGCCUCGUCAAACCGCCAGGAUGAGGGUCACGGAAAUAAUCAUAGAUGGCUUCAAAUCCUACGCUGUCCGGACGGUGAUCUCGGGAUGGGACGAGAGUUUCAACUCCAUCACUGGCCUCAACGGGAGCGGGAAGUCCAAUAUUCUCGAUGCGAUAUGUUUUGUUCUGGGCAUUACCAAUAUGUCCACGGUUCGGGCGCAGAACCAGCAGGACCUUAUAUACAAGCGUGGCCAGGCAGGUGUCACAAAAGCAAGUGUGACCAUCGUGUUCGACAACAGGGACAAGAAGACUUCCCCGAUAGGGUUCGAGGAAUAUGCGACCAUUAGCGUCACGCGCCAGGUCGUCCUAGGCGGAACCUCCAAGUACCUAAUCAACGGCCACCGCGCCCAACAACAAACGGUCCAGAACCUGUUCCAGUCGGUUCAGCUGAACAUCAACAACCCGAACUUCCUCAUCAUGCAAGGACGCAUCACCAAAGUCCUCAAUAUGAAGGCUGUCGAGAUCCUCGCCAUGAUCGAGGAGGCUGCUGGGACGAGAAUGUUUGAGGACCGCCGUGACAAGGCGCUCAAGACCAUGGGCAAGAAAGAGAUGAAGCUACAGGAGAUCAAGGAGCUCCUGAGCGAGGAGAUCGAGCCCAAGUUGGAGAAGCUACGCACCGAGAAGAGAGCGUUUUUGGACUUCCAACAGACCCAGAACGACUUGGAGCGCCUGAGCAGGGUGGUCAUCGCCCACGACUACAUCAGGAACCAGGAGAAGCUGCGGCAGUCCGCUGCCGACCUGGAGGCCAAGAAGGCGAGACAGAAGGGCCUGGAGGACUCGGCCGUCAAGCUCAAGAGUGAAAUCGCACACCUCGAGGAGGACGCCAAGAGAGUAAGAGCACAGCGUGACAAAGAGCUUCGCAAGGGGGCCAAGGCCCAGGCGCUUGAGGAGGCGGCCAAGAAGCACUCCAAUGAGCUUGUCCGUCUUGCCACCGUUGUGGACUUGAAAAACACCAGUAUGACGGAGGAGCAAGAACGUAGGACGGCGGGCGAGAAGACCGUUUCGGAGCUCGAGUCUACCCUCAAGGAAAAGACGAAGGCGUACGAAAAAGCCAAGGGCCGAUACGACCAGGCCAAGGAGGAGCUCGAAAAACAGAACCAGGAUGCCGAGGCGAAAGAGGAACUGCUGCAGACCUUGCAGACAGGCGUCGCGUCCAAGGACGGGCAGGAGAAUGGCUAUCAGGGCCAGCUCCAGGACGCAAGGAAUCGGGCGACCGCUGCCGUGACGGUGCAGGAGCAAGCCAAGAUCAAGACGGCGCAUCUGGAAAAGCGCAUCAAGGAGGAGGAGCCUCGGGCGAAAAAGGCAAAGGCACAGAAUGCAGGGCUUCUCCGCGAUCUUGAUGGCCUGAAAGCGCAAGCUGAGAAGAUCGAAAGGGAGCUCGGCAAGCUCGGCUUCAGCCCCGGCGCCGAGGAAGACAUGUACAAGCAGGAGGGUGCGCUUCAGCAGUCAAUCCGCAACCUCCGCCAGGAAAGCGACGUGCUGAAGCGCAAGGUGGCUAAUAUCGACUUCAACUACGCGAACCCGGUUCCUAACUUUGAUCGAUCCAAGGUCAAGGGCCUGGUGGCGCAACUCUUCACCCUGGACAAGCAGCACACGGCUGCCGGCACUGCUCUGGAGAUCUGCGCGGGCGGGCGCCUUUACAAUGUCGUGGUCGAUACGGCCGAGACUGGUACGCAGCUGCUCCAGAACGGAAAGCUGCGCAAGCGCGUUACCAUUAUCCCCCUAAACAAGAUCGCCGCGUUCCGGGCGUCGGCGUCUACCAUUGCGACGGCGCAGUCCAUCGCGCCGGGCAAGGUCGACUUGGCGCUGUCUCUGGUCGGAUACGACGACGAGGUUUCGGCGGCGAUGGAGUAUGUUUUCGGCAACACGCUCGUCUGCGCCGACGCCGACACAGCCAAGAAGGUCACGUUCGACCCCAACGUGCGCAUGCGCAGCAUCACUCUCGAGGGCGAUGCAUACGACCCAUCCGGUACCCUCUCGGGCGGCAGCUCACCCAACUCGAGCGGCGUCCUUGUCACGCUUCAGAAGCUCAACGAGAUCACUCGCAACCUGAACGAGGCCGAGACAUCUCUCAGAGCUCUGCAGGCCAGAAUUUCCAGCGAGAAGUCCAAGCUCGAUCAGGCCCGAAAGCUGAAGCAAGAGUUGGAUCUGAAGGCGCAUGAGAUCAAGCUUGCAGAGGAGCAGAUUGGCAGUAAUUCGUCCUCUUCCAUCAUCCAGGAGGUGGAAAAGAUGAAAGCGCAGAUCGUGCAGCUAAAGCAGGACGCCGCCGAGGCCAAGCAGAAGCAAGUCGACGCCAACGCCGACAUUAAGAGAAUUGAGAAGGACAUGAAUGACUUUGACAACAACAAAGACGCAAAACUGGUUGAGCUCCAGGCUUCGCUAGACAAGCUUCGGGCGACUUUGGGGGCAAACUCGGCAUCGGUCAAGGCCCUCCAGAAGGAGCUUCAGAGUGUGCAGCUAGACUCGGAGCAGGUCGGUGGCGAUUUGGCGGCCGCUCGGGAGCAACUUCAGGAGAUUGACCUGGCAAUCAGCGCCCAGAGGGACGAGAUCGCCGAGCUGGCCAAGCAGCAGGCCGCCCUCAAGGAGACGUACGAGGCAGCGCAGGCUCAACUCGAGGACGAGAGGGCAAAGCUGAGCAUCUACGAUGACGAGUUGCAUGCGCUCGAGGAUGCAACUCGGUCCAAAAACGCCCGAAUCACCGAGGAGGGCCUGGAAAUGCAGCAGCUGGGGCACCAGAUCGAGCGGUUCCACAAGGAACAGCAAGCGGCAGGCGAGGCAGUGACUAAGAUGGAGAGCGAGUGCGAGUGGAUCGCGGAUGAGAAGGACAAGUUUGGACGCUCCGGCACGCCCUACGACUUCAAGGGCCAAAACAUCGGCGAGUGCAGGGCCACGCUCAAGAACCUGACGGACCGGUUCCAGGGAAUGAAGAAGAAGAUCAACCCCAAGGUCAUGAACAUGAUCGAUAGCGUUGAGAAGAAGGAGUUGUCACUCAAGCACAUGAUGAAGACGGUCAUCCGAGAUAAGCGCAAGAUUGAAGAGACCAUCGUCAGCCUCGACGACUACAAGAAGAAGCAGCUACAGGAGACGUGGGAAAAGGUCAACGCCGACUUUGGCCAGAUCUUUGCCGAGCUCCUGCCCGGCAGCUUUGCCAAGCUAGACCCACCGGAAGGCAAGACGAUCAGCGACGGCCUCGAGGUCAAGGUGUCGCUAGGCAAGGUCUGGAAACAGAGCCUCACGGAGCUGAGCGGUGGUCAAAGAUCCCUUAUCGCCCUGUCGCUUAUCAUGGCGCUUUUGCAGUUCAAGCCUGCGCCCAUGUACAUUCUUGACGAGGUCGACGCGGCCCUGGAUCUUUCGCACACGCAAAAUAUCGGGCGUCUGAUCAAGACGCGAUUCAAGGGGUCGCAGUUCAUCGUCGUCAGUCUCAAGGACGGCAUGUUCCAAAACGCGAACCGCAUCUUCAGGACAAGGUUCAGCGAGGGCACCAGUAUGGUGCAGGCGCUCACCCCUGCCGAUUUGAGGUAGCGAUUGUAUGUAGGCCGCGACGGCCUCGAGCGGCGAGGUGGUUGCUAUGUCUUGUUGUGUCUUGAUAAUAGGUCUUUGUCGGCGAGGGCGUUGGUUGGUGUCAUGAUGCUGGAUGGCUUUACUGUUGCGUUUGGAAAGCUGGGGCUGGUCGGCUGGCACGUACGGGCAAUGAUGUGACGAGGAAACGGUAUCUAUAGACGACGAGAUUUUGGGACGAGAUUCAGCCUACAUGAGUAAUCUCCAUUUGCCUUGGCUGUUCUAUACCA
Molecule: messenger RNA, 3942 nt
Organism: Gaeumannomyces tritici R3-111a-1
Lineage: Eukaryota; Fungi; Ascomycota; Sordariomycetes; Magnaporthales; Magnaporthaceae
Product: condensin subunit
Exons: 5
Coding region: 137-3676 (1179 amino acids)
Biological process (GO): chromosome organization
Cellular component (GO): chromosome
Molecular function (GO): ATP binding; protein binding; ATP hydrolysis activity
Source: RefSeq, a predicted model, not a curated record